Homalodisca vitripennis (glassy-winged sharpshooter) is the source of this 3628-nucleotide messenger RNA. Its product is annotated as ubiquitin carboxyl-terminal hydrolase 4-like. The transcript is spliced from 16 exons. NCBI's taxonomy places the organism in Eukaryota, Metazoa, Arthropoda, Insecta, Hemiptera, Cicadellidae. Gene Ontology annotation, molecular function: cysteine-type deubiquitinase activity. Gene Ontology annotation, biological process: protein deubiquitination. The record is from RefSeq and is a predicted model, not a curated record. Bases 195 to 2831 code for a protein of 878 amino acids.
CCCCAUUCAAAUCAAACUUACGCGUGAGGAGCUCGUGCAAACCAAACCACAGCGAGAGUAUGUAUAGCAGUUGAUUACAGCUGAAGUAGAAGAACGUCUGUGUUAUGAUUAUUUUAAGUCAGCUAUAAAUUUCUAUUGCUCAAUUUAAGUAGUAAAGGUUAUUUGGUUAGUGGUAGUCGUUUUGUGCACAAAACAUGGUAGAAUUUAAACCAACAAACAUGUCUGAAAGUGAACAGGUGCCUGACUAUAAGCUAAAGAAGUACCAAAUAGAGGGAAAAUUACGGCAAUCCAUGGAAGUGGGUCAAAUAUGGAUGCUGGUAUGUUCAAAAUGGUUUGAAACAUUCAAGAGUUAUGUUGGUUUGGAUAACAACGUUGAAAGAAAUAAUACUGCAAUGCCUCCAGGCCCAAUUGAUAACACAUUGCUAUUAGCUGAAAAGACAGGAACUGAGUUAGCAGAAGGAUUGGUUGAAAACUUAGACUAUGUGGCUGUACCAGAGUCAGCCUGGGAACUUCUUCGUGACUGGUACGGAUUGGCAGAAUAUCAAGAGCCGAUUCAAAGAAAAGUAAUAAAUCUAGCCAAUCCUCCUGAGAAUGAACCAAAACUGGAGGUCUAUCUAAUAAAACUGAAUCUUUUCCAAAAUUCAGAGUUCACAAGUUACUAUGAAUAUGCUUUUAGUGCCAUGGACAAAAUAUCUGAUAUAGAAGACAUCUGUAGAAAAAAGUUUCGUGUAGCAUCUGAUCAGAAAAUAGUGUUAGUAAGUUUUGUUGUUAAACAGCAAACGCAACAUGAACGUGUGCUCAGUAAGAAAUGCAAUACUAUUCAUGAAGAAAAUCUCACUGAGGCUCAUCAAAUUUAUAUGAAGUUUGAAGAUUCUUGGACACCACCAGCAGUGACUAAGAACAACAAUUUAUUGAAAACUAGAGUCCAGCCAAUUCGUACCUUAACUAACCAUGAAUCAGGGGAGACUACCAGAUAUCGUACAUCUAUGCCCUAUGGAAACUUAGGCACAGCUGAAGGCCAGGGCUGUGCGGUCUCUCCAGGCCUCAGUGGUCUAUUGAACUUAGGAAACACAUGCUUUCUCAACAGUAUCAUACAGUGUUUAAGUAAUUGUGAGCCCAUCACUAAAUACUUUCUGGACAAGAACCAUGAAAAAGAAAUCAACGUUAACAAUCCUUUGGGCAAGUCAGGUGUAAUGGCAAGGGCAUUUGCGGACGUCAUAUCCAUGUUAUGGUCGGGCCAAUAUGCUGUCACUGUGCCUCAGUGCUUCAAGAUGCACUUGACCAACUUUGCACCUCAAUUUGCUGGUUAUCAGCAACACGAUGCUCAAGAGCUCUUGACAUUUCUUCUGGAUGGACUCCAUGAGGACUUGAAUCGAAUUCAGGAAAAACCUUACUCCCAAAAUGAGGAAAAUGAAGAUGAGGAUGAUGCUACACUAGCACGAUCAUCUUGGGAAUCCUUUUUGCGACGCAAUGACUCAAUUAUCAUUGAUCAUUUUCACGGGAUGUUAAAAUCAAGACUGGUUUGUCCGGAUUGUGAAAAGGUAUCGAUAAAGUUUGAUACCUUUAGCACAUUAUCACUUCCCUUGCCAAUGGAGUGUGAAAGAACAAUGAAGGUGUGCUACGUGCCUUAUGAUCAGUCAGCAAAAGUGGUUGACUUAAAGGUUGAUGUACCCAAAAAUGGUGUCAUCAAUGAUUUGAUGAUGGAACUUAGUAGAGUGACAGGUGUAAGGACAGAAGAUAUGAUAAUAUCAAAAGUGCACAACAAUCACUUUCAUAAAUUCUACAACCAUGAUGACAUGUUAAGGGAGAUAUGUGUUAAAGAAAAAAUCUACAUGUAUGAUGUGCCGAGAACUUUGGCAGAAAAUCCUUCUGUACAGAGUACUAUCCUGCCAGUGAUACUUUGUGAAGUAAAUGAUUCAAAUCGCAGUACACAAAACAAACUGUUUGGCACACCCUUUCUGCUGUCUCUUCCGCCGGGACCUAUGUUAUUCAAGAAUUUUUAUAUAAGAAUCUGUGAGCAAAUGACAAGAACUAGCGAAGGAUUUUUAAAGGCUAUCAACAAUGUUGGAUCUCUUCCAAUGGAUUAUGAGUCAGCCAGUGGUGACAGCACUUCCAGAUCAAAUUCCACCACAUACCUGUUCAAACCAGUCUUUGUAGAAAUGGACUCGUCCAGUAAUGUACUAAAUAUUGACACUUCAGAAGAUACUAUUGUUCAAAUACCAGAAAACUAUGGACGAGAAGUUUUGGCUCUACAGGUUGAGAGGAAAGUUCACAAAGAGUACUACAAUGAGGAAAUUCCUCUAAUUAGAGAUCAUUGUGACACCUUAAAACAUUCAACAGUUCCAACUAUUGAGGACUGCCUUAACCUGUUCACCUCCACAGAAAAACUAGGAACAAACAAUGCCUGGUUUUGCCCACGCUGUCAUGAGAAGAAACGUGCAUCUAAAAAAUUGGAUUUGUGGAAAUUACCUAACAUUCUCAUUUUACACUUGAAGCGUUUUGCAUUCACUGAGAUAAGAAGAGGGAAAUUGGGAAUUAAAAUUGAUUAUCCAGUAACAGGCUUGAAUUUAAGCAAUGUUGUAGCCAACAAGCAAAAAGAAAAUUUAGUAUAUGAUUUGAUUGGUGUUUGCAAUCAUUAUGGCAAUCUGACUGGUGGGCAUUAUACAGCGUAUUGCAGAAACUUCAAUGAUUAUAAGUGGUAUUCCUACGAUGACAGUGUAGUGUCAGUGAUUUCACCAGAGACUGUACAGACGGACAGUGCUUAUGUUCUAUUCUACGCCAGGCGCCCUAUUAAAAAGGCAGACCCAAAUGAAGAAAAGGUUGACUUAUAAAUGCCUUCUAUUUACUUGUACAUAACGUUUUUUGUGUUAUGUAAAGUUUCUUGUUAAAUGUUAUGAUAUUAUAUUUAGUACAGUUAAAUUUUAUAGAUUUUUAACAUGUUUUUUUGUUUGUAAUGACUAUUGUUACCUUUUAAAUAUGGGACUCAUUCAAUAUAUUCACAAUGAAAAUUGGAAAGAAAUCUGUACAAACAAAAUCUGUUCAUGGCAUGUUUGUCCAUUGAAGUUCAUAUUUUGUUUCUUGGUAAGAUAGAAAAAAAUGUCAUGUAAAAAUAGUGAGCAAACAGUAUAUUAAUUACACAAAAUACUAAGUUAAAAUGUAUUUUUAAUUCUUCUCUAAUGAGUAAAAGUCACAUUUUACCGCCUAUAUUACAAUAAUUUCCAUUAUGAUUGAAAAAUAUGUAAGUGGUUGUGUAAGAAAGAUAAGAAUUUAAUUACCUAAUUAUAAUAAUUCUUAUAGUUCAUAUUUGUACCUCAAGCAUUGACAUUACAUUACAUAUUGGGGGGAAAGUGUUUCCAUAUUGAUCAGCAGUUUGUGUUGGGUACAAAUAAUAAUGGGUUUCUAAACAAAUGUUCUUUUGUCAUUGACACUAUUGAAUCUCCGGUAGAUCUCUUCUAAAAUUUGGAAUUUGUAGUUAAAUGUUGUGUGGAAUUCUUAGUUUACACUCUUAGUUUUUAGUUUUCUCUUUAAAAUGUUGUAUUUUUUAUGAGGAUAUAAUUACCUGUGUUGUAAACAAUCCAAAGGGAGUGUUUAAUGUGUUUUAUAAAAUAAAGUAUUUCACAAUUUUUAA